Molecule: messenger RNA, 1350 nt
Organism: Salarias fasciatus (jewelled blenny)
Lineage: Eukaryota; Metazoa; Chordata; Actinopteri; Blenniiformes; Blenniidae
Gene: rpz
Product: rapunzel
Source: RefSeq, a predicted model, not a curated record
AUGGUGGGGGUCUCCAGCCCGCCGCGGGAGGCUCAGGUCCGGACACGCGCGGAGGAAAACGCGCGUCUCUUGCGGGAUUGUGGGAAGAAGAAGGAGUGCGUCGAGCCUGGGACCGAGCUGAGGAGGUGUAGGCCCAUCCAGCCGCAGAAAGAGCUCCGAGAGCAGCAGGAACCGGCAGGAACCGGCAGGAACCGGCAGGAACCCGGGAUCACGGCGUCUUCCCUGCCCGUCGCUGCUCCUGCUGCUCCUGCUGCAGAUGAGAUGAUCCACUGCCGUGUGAUCGAGGGUGAGCUGGACAAGGCUCAGCAGAGUGAGAAGGGGCAGCAGAUAUGGAGGAGGACAUCGACGUUGAGCGAGGACCGGGCCAAGCUGAAGCAGGGCCUGGUGAAGGUGCUGCAGUGCGUGGCGUCCAUCUCGUCCGCCGCCGCCGUGGUCAACCCCAUCUUCGGCGUGGCGGGCUCGCUGAUCCGGGUGGUGCUGCACCACGUGGACGACGAGGACAUCCGCACGCUGCGGCGCGAGUUCGGCUCGGUGCACCGCGCGCUGGACCAGUUGUCGCAGCAGAACCGCAACCCGCUGCUGCAGAUCAAGAAGGAGACGCUGGACGGCCAGUACUGCCGCGUGGAGGAGAACCUCAAGAACCAGUUCCGCAAGUUCAUGGAUAUGGUGGAGGCGCGGCCCGAGCAGCGCCUGCGCCGCAAGGACGACUUCGAGGAGAGCUACGCCAACGACCUGGGCGACCAGAACCUGCACACGCUGUACGACGGCGUGGUCGGCAAGCCCAAGCUGUUCAGCCGGCCGGUUGCUGGAGGUGUACUGAAGCACUGCGGCGGCGAGCGCCGCGUCAUGGAGCGCCUCUGCACCCGCCAGCACCUCUUCUGCAUCGGCCUCAUCGCGCUCAUGGGCUACGCCGCCGUGAUCGGCGACCGACGAGGAGGGCCUGAGCGAGGAGUGGGCCGAGAAGAGGAGCACGUCCAGGAGAAGAUGCAGGAGGCGCUGCGCCGCUGCAAGUAGGGGGGAGGGGGGCUCCGUUAGCAUCCCGACGCUAACUGCCCCGGCUUCAGUCAUACCUGGGUGGGGGGGGGGGUCAGUUAGCAUCAGGACGCUAACACUACUAGCUGUAGUCAUAUCUGGGUGGGGGUCUCAGUUAGCAUCAGGAUGCUAACUCUCCUAGCUUCAGUCACACCAGGGGGGCUCAGUUAGCAUCACAACGCUAACUCUCCUAGCUUCAGUCACACCAGGGGGGCUCAGUUAGCAUCAGGAUGCUAACUCUCCUAGCUUCAGUCACACCAGGGGGGCUCAGUUAGCAUCAUAACGCUAACUCUCUUAGCUUCAGUCACACCAGGGGGG